AUGGGCAGUAGCAGCUCGGGCGCAAGGGCAGAGCCGCAGGUGGUGAAUGAAGAGAGUUUUAAGGUGACUUGUGUUGGGCAUUCCCUGGUCAACGACACCUAUGAGUAUGACUUCUUCGUCCAGCCUCCAGCCAGCACAGGCGCUCCGGGGCAAACGGUCCGCCGCAGCUUCAAGGAGCUCCAACGCUUGGGCCACGCCAUGAGCGCACGCUGGCCGCGCGCGAGCCUCCGGACGCCUUCCAGGCCCUUUUUUGAGGUGCCUGGAGAGCAAGGAGAAGUGAUGGAGAGAUCCCUUCGUGCCAUGCUGAGCCUGGAGCCCUUUCCGCGCUCCACGGCGCUGCGGCACUUCUUGGGGAUCGCCAUGCCGCCGCCCGCGGACCUGUCCGAUGGACACGUCGCUGGACACUGGCGGCUCGGAGCUGAGAUGAGGUUGCCCUUGGGCGCGGCGGCCACCGUCAUGAGCUUCUGCGAGGCCCACGUGGCGCUGAAGGUCUGCACGCGCGUGUGCAAGGCGCUGCAGGCGGCCGUGCUACACCCCACCUCAUGGCCCAGGCUCACCGUCUCCUCGCGCGUGGCGGAACGAUGCAUUGACAGUUUGUGCCGAAUCUUGUGGAGGACCUGUGUCGGAGUGCAGGUCUUAACGCUGGACCUCACGUUCCAACAAGGACACCUGGGCGUGGCGUUACCCGCGCAGCUGCUGCUCCGGCAGCUGCGCUCCUUGACCCUGCGUUUGGGCGACCCGGAGGCCCAAGCCUUCGCCUGUGACCUGCUCAGCUGCGUGGAGUCUCCGAAGCUUUGGGAACUGCGACUCAGUGCGCAACUCACUGCGCAGCUGCUGAAUGCCGCGAGCAUGGCCCUGCUGCCCACGGAGCAGCCGCUGCGGCGUUUGGCCCUGACGGCCUUACCGGAUGCACGGCUCGGCGCAGGCACCGUGGCAGCUGUGAGGGCUCUUUUGGACUCAGCACCGCGGGUGGCGGACCUGGCGAUCUCUGUGGAGGAUGCCUUUGGAGGCGACAGCCGUUGGUUCGAAAGGUGUGGGCCACUGGAGACGCCGGUGCUACAGACCAUGAUGGCACUGAACUUGGAGAGCUUGACCUUUGACUUCCUCUCUGAUGAGCUCUUGCUCGCGAUCAGCUCCUCCUCCGAUCGUGCGCUGUGGCCCCAAUUGCGGAGGGCCAAGCUGUCGGGUUGCAAACGAGUGCUGGAAGACCCAGAUGGCAUGCUGGGAGUGCUGCUGAGCAAGCUUGGAGAAGAGCUGGAAGAGUUCGCUUUGCUCAUCGACCUGGAAGUUCCAGUGCGUAGCUUCUCCGCGGGGAUCUUGCACCAGCGCUUGGGCAGCCUGCCCAACUGGUGGCAGGAGCGAGCCAACUUGCGGAGCUUGGAAUUGAACUGGCACGCCUUCGACGAUGAAGGCAUCGCAUCAUUGGUGGAGGGUUGCCCUCAGCUGGAAGUGCUUUUGUUGGACCGGGCCGAGUACUGGACGGACAACACGGUGUCACGCCUCUUGGAGUCGCUACCGCACUUGCACCGCUUGCGCCUGCGCCAGUCCUCCAUGAUGUCGGACCGCGCGCUCUACGAACUGCUGCAAACACCGCAACGGCUGGUCUUGGAGAUUGAGCCGUCCUAUGCCAUGUCAUCGUAUGUGUUGGAUCAGCUGAACCCUUCCUUCCACAGCACCAGCAACCUGGUGGAAGUGCAGCUGCUGAAACCGCAGCUGGACGAGGAGGAGACUUUGUGGCCAGAUUUGAGCUUCAACUUCGGGCGCUGCGCCAGUCACGUGUACAUAGGCGCCUACCCAGCUCCGGGGCUGCUUCGAGACGAGGCAGUGCGCCUCAGCCGAGCUCUUAGGGUCUUCAGCGGUCAUCAACCACAUGGCGAGAGCCCCACCGUGGUGCGGCAUACGCGGAGUGGUCUGCUGGUGGUCACCGCCGAUACUUCGUAUUCGAACAUGUCCGCGCUGAAGCUUUUCAACCAGUCGAACAACCGCGGCGAGGUGGUCACCAACGUGCGACUCCGAGGGGGACGAGUGCAGCUGGAGGGCAUUUUGCGGGACGGCUCGAAGCACCGCUGCGAGCUCCAUGUGGACCCUGCAGAGGCGCCGAUCCCAGAUGCAUUGGUGGGCUGUCAACUCAACGACGGCUCCUGGGUGAAGACCGUCUUAGAAGAUGGCCGUGUGCUGGCCGCCCUUGGAAAGCGAUUCCAGGUGAGCGUCCAGUCGAUGCAUCCGGGGAAAGCCUGCCUGAUGCUGAAGUCCGUGUACUUCUCCGAGAAGCUCCGGGUGAGCCUCAAAAACCUCAGUGCUGAGUGGCUCUUGGAAUCCCAGAAGCACGUCCAGCUGCUUCCAGGGCCUGAGCCCAGUGGCACCGAAGCUCACGACCACUGGUAUCAAGCCACGCAAUUCAAGCGGGAGGAGUUUGAUUCUGCUGAGACAUAUAUCUUUGAUGGGCAUGGCACCUUGUGGGGUGUGCGAAACAGCUUGGGGCAGGGUGUGUCCAACUUGGAUUUGGAGGAGCAGGUGAUUCAGAAGGUGAAUAGCCUCAUUGCUGCCGGGAAACAGGUGAUCUUCGCCACGAACGACUCCAACUACUCUCGGCGCCUCUACAUCGACAGGCUCUUGAAGCACGGCAUUCGCUUGUGCCAUGACGAUGAGUUUUCCCGCUCCAAGGCCAAGCAAAAGGUGGUCACUGCAGCCUUCACUUGUGCCUGGUUCCUCAAGAAGGCACUGAUCCGGAAGCCCUUCGUGAUUUGUUCGCAUCCUGGGCUCCUGGAGGAGCUACGAGAAGCAGGAAUCACCGACUACGUGGCCACAAUUGACCACGAUGGACGCGCCAAAGAGGAGUAUUUUGCUCCAGUGACCAAAGAGAACGUCACAAAACUGGUGCAGCAAUCCAAAGAUGUCGAUGCCAUCGUGGUCGGCUGGGAUCAACAGUUGACUGCUUUGAAGGUGGCCGUUGCAGCGGCCUUCCUCAAGUGGAGCCGUGCCGGUCAAAACGCCAUGCAGAUUGUGCAAUGCUCGUCGGACCACGCCGGAGUCUUGGGAGUGACCUCGGAAGACUUCCUGCCUGGCCGAAAUUUCGCCAAUCAGAGCAUCCCUGCGGUCGGAAAUGGCACCAUGUGCCAGAUGGUUUGCGCCUCCGUGGGCGAAGACAUCCAGGCCAUCGAUGUGGGAAAGCCAUCGGAGGUCCUCAUCGAAGCGUUGCGUCGUCCGGUCGAGGAGGAGGGCUAUGGUGUGGAGCUCGACAAGGCGGUGAUGGCGCCCCGGUCUUGACGGACCGGUGUUUUUGGGGGUGGCACGGAGAAGCUUAUUGUUGUUUGUGUGUGUUUGGGUGAUUUUGUGUCCGAGGUCUUUUGUCUGAGGUUUUUUGCUGUGAGGACCUUCAAGUCGGCAUGGAUCUAAACGGAGCCACCACUGGCAGAUGGUUUUUCGUGAGAGCCCAGUAUACGUUCAUGAUCUGCCAGCCGCCAGCCAUAACUACCUGGGCCGUGAAAUGGGAAGACUCGUUCACUUACCAAUCUCCACAGCCCAUAGGUCGGUCGACCGUGCGACAGUCCGGACUGACCGGCCGUGGGUGGCCGGUGGGUCUGGUGCCAGUUUCCCCACAGCCGCUGUGAAAACUUCCAACCCUGACCCCGACAUGUCAUGUUGACCGCUCAGUUGGGGUUGUUUGUCCGGGGGUUGCAUGUAGGUGAAGAUUCCAGUCUCAUGGGUCCUGUGGGAGAGACUGGACGUCACCGCUCAGGUGGGUGACACCUUAAACACCGAUAUCGAGCUCGCCGUCCGGAGUGGCAUGCGCUCCUUGUUGGUUCUAAGUGGUGUGACCAGCCGAUCAGAUCUGGAGAAGCUCAGGGAGACCACGCGCUUCCCCACCUGGGUGCUUGAGAGCUUAGCGCAUAUCUAGACCACCGUGGUGGUGGGGACGACCAGAGUCCCACCCGCCGCCAUGAAGUUGACCAGCGAAGCAUCGUCGCGAACCAUCUCGAUGCGACUCGGGGAACGUGGGGGGGGUGAAUCGAUUCCGC
This is a messenger RNA of Durusdinium trenchii, 4019 nucleotides long. NCBI's taxonomy places the organism in Eukaryota, Dinophyceae, Suessiales, Symbiodiniaceae. The record is from the annotation of a GenBank genome assembly.